AAAUACGUGCGAGGCAGAGGAGAGGAGUUGUGCACGGGGCACCUAUCCAAAGAAGCUUCUGGGUCGUACACAAAGUCUUUGCUCAAAACCAACAUUGAAGUAUUGAAAGGCUGAUUAAACAACCCCCUCAGGAUUUUACAGCGCCUUAAUUCACUUUCUUUCCCUUCCCUUUUCUCUAUUUCUGAGAUUUCCUCUGCAACAAGUUUCUCUGGUUUCCUUUUGCAAAUUCAGCUUCUGGGUCUGCAAUGUCUUCUCCUGCCGAGUAUUACCAGUCACUUCCUCCCAUAAGCAAGGCUUAUGGGACUCUUUGUCUAUUGGCAACUACUGUCGUUCAAUUAGGGCUUUGUGAUUAUGCAAGUAUCGCAUUAAUACAUCAACUUGUAUUUUCACGUUUUCAGGUGUGGAGGCUCAUUACAAACUUCUUUUUCCUUGGAAAUUUUUCUAUUAAUUUUGGAAUCCGUCUCUUAAUGAUAGCAAGAUAUGGAGUUCAACUAGAAAGAGGGCCAUUUGAUCGUCGGACGGCAGAUUUCUUGUGGAUGAUGAUAUUUGGAGCAUUGACAUUAUUGGUAUUUUCUGUCAUUCCCAUAUUUCGAUUUCCUUUCUUAGGGAUAUCUCUUGUCUUCAUGCUUCUCUAUGUAUGGAGUAGAGAAUUUCCAAAUGCCAUCAUCAACAUUUAUGGCCUCGUGUCACUUAAGGCAUUUUAUCUCCCAUGGGCAAUGUUCGCUUUAGAUGUCAUUUUUGGUUCACCCGUUCUGCCAGAUCUGCUGGGAAUCAUUGCUGGACAUCUAUAUUACUUUUUGACUGUAUUACAUCCACUAGCAGGUGGGAAGAACAUAUUGAAGACGCCUAUGUGGGUACAAAAAAUUGUUGCAAGGUGGAGGAUAGGAGCUCCUCAGCCUCGGCCAACUAGCCGUGCUCAAUCCCAACCCGAGAGGAGUACAGAAAACAGGGCUUUCAGAGGAAGGUCAUAUCGGCUUGAUGGAUAAUUCGGCCACUCCUAGAGGGGCUAAAACAUCUCUAAUCGUUUUUGUGGUUGAUGCAACUAACAAGUAGAGUGAAUGUCUUAUUGUCAAGUAAAUUUUUCGUGAACAGAUCGUGGACUAACUGUUGGAAUCGAGAAAAGUGGUUCUUUUUUGUUUUUGGGAUUUUUGUUCCCUUGAAUAUUUUCCAUUGCUUUUCUGAAGGAUUGUUAAGUUGUGGAGAUGUUGGCCAGGGAGGAAAUCUAUGCCAGAGAUGAUUGUAGUUGAUGAGAAGUUGCGGUUUUAUAAUUGUAUUAAAGCGUUGGUAAGGAAGUUUUUCUGAUUUUUAUUAUCUCAAACUGUUCUAAACAUAUUAAUCGCAGGAAAUGUUGAUUGGUCUU
Ziziphus jujuba (common jujube) is the source of this 1360-nucleotide messenger RNA. RefSeq names its product derlin-1. Gene Ontology annotation, molecular function: misfolded protein binding; ubiquitin-specific protease binding. Lineage: Eukaryota; Viridiplantae; Streptophyta; Magnoliopsida; Rosales; Rhamnaceae. The record is from RefSeq and is a predicted model, not a curated record. The transcript has 7 exons. Gene Ontology annotation, cellular component: Hrd1p ubiquitin ligase ERAD-L complex; endoplasmic reticulum membrane. Bases 246 to 986 code for a protein of 246 amino acids. Gene Ontology annotation, biological process: endoplasmic reticulum unfolded protein response.